UCCUACAAGAAUCAGACAGAAAUCUCGUAUACAAAGGAGUCGAAGCUUCCUGGGCUCACUAUGUUCUAGAUUCACUAAACCAGGAUGGUGAAGUUGAGAGUAAACGAGCACGAGGACAGUUCUUUUGGGGGACUAUGUUGUUCAGUGUCUAGAUUACUAGUCGUCGAUGCUGCCCGUGAUGAGAUACAGAAAGAAGGGAUAAGCAUUGUAUCAUCGUGAUGGUCAUAUUUGCAUACUUAAUCCUCGAUCCCCCCCUGUCUCUUCCAACUUCACACGGAGCCCGAAAUGCCUCAAGUCUUCCUCGCCAAAGACUUCCCAACCGAACGAGCCCUCCUCAACCACGCAAAACAGGAAGUCUGCCAUGCAAUCCAGAGCUCAACCAAACUCGAAGAUGAAGAGAUCCUGUAUCUACAAAUGGAACAGCGCUGGGCGACGUAUGUUGCCUGUCGCCUAUGCGACGAUGGUGAUGAGUUGACUGCGGCUAA
Aspergillus glaucus CBS 516.65 is the source of this 485-nucleotide messenger RNA. RefSeq lists its product as uncharacterized. The transcript has 2 exons. The annotation marks the transcript as partial. Lineage: Eukaryota; Fungi; Ascomycota; Eurotiomycetes; Eurotiales; Aspergillaceae. The record is from RefSeq and is a predicted model, not a curated record.